Molecule: messenger RNA, 1648 nt
Organism: Astrephomene gubernaculifera
Lineage: Eukaryota; Viridiplantae; Chlorophyta; Chlorophyceae; Chlamydomonadales; Astrephomenaceae
Source: the annotation of a GenBank genome assembly
CUACUGGUCAGAAGGACCCCACCAGGAGUCCUGUCUCCCGUCUCAACCGCGAGCCAACACGCCUUACAAGCUUAGGAAGCGAGUAUUACACUGGAGCCUGCUCCAACACGGCAUCAUCAGCCACGCGGACGACACAGCACAUGUACGGCAGCACAUGCCCGCCAACCAUGUCACCCACCGUCUCAGCUAAGGGUAACAACAAAGGGUCAAGCCAGUUGGCUGGGGGCGACAUCGUUAGCGACAUGGACAGGAGACGGGAGGAAAGUGCUACUACAGCAAGGGUGGACGCCGGCAAGGAUGCGCCACAGCCGCCACCGCCUGCCAAGCCUGCACCUGUCAGCCGCAUUCCACAGGCCAUGGUGGUUCUGGCUCAGGCGGAGGUGCCGCCCGACUGUCCGCCCGCCACCCCGCUGCCAGAGCUGCUGCACCGCCUGCUCCCCGAGCACCUCCCCAGCAUCACAGCCGCCAAAAGAGCCCUCCGGCGGCGUCUGGUGCUGCGGAUCCCCGCGGCUGCCUUCUCCUCCUCCUCUUCCUCCUCCUCAGCAGCAGCAGCAGCACCCGCCUCCUUCUCCUGCACCCCAACCGGCGGUGACAGCACAUCCUCCUCCUCCUCGGCCGCCACCGCCGCCUCUUCCACUUCAGCACCACCAAACUGCGACACCAGCACCACCACCACCACCACCACCGCCCUGGGCGACAAGCCGCACCCAAGCGGCGUCCUGAUGUCCACUGCGGACCUGGCCGACCCACGGGACGUUUUGCAGCUGCUGGCUCGCAGCGGCAGCGGCUACAUGGGCUGGGUGGGCCCCGAGGAGGCUGCUGGCGGCGGAGGCAGCAGCAGCAGCAGCAAGCGGGGCAGCAGCAGGAGGGGCAGCUCAUCUGGAGCGGCUGCGGGUGAGGAUGGUGAUGAACUGGGGAGGUUGGAAAACGGGUCGCCGUCAGGGCAGCUGCUGCAGCCGCAAGCUGCAGUCCAAGGAGAGGUGAACAGUCGACGACACCUCCAAAAGCAGUUGCCCUCGGGCCUGCCGAUCGCCUACGAGGAUGACCAUUUAGCUGUGGUGAUUAAACCACCUGGCAUUGAGACCCAAGGGUCAGGAGAUGCCAGCGUUCAGGGGCGGCUGAAGUACUGUCUGAGACCCACUCCCCUGGUCGGAGCCCUCCACCGGCCCAAGCAGGUGCACCGGCUGGAUCUGCCCACGGGAGGAUUGCUGCUGGCGGCUAAGACCCACGUGGCGCUACGGGGCCUCGCCGCGGACCUACAUAACCGGCGGGUGACUAAACGGUAUUGUGCCCUGGUCAAGGGCAUUCGCGGCGGCUCCCGAACCAUCGACAUGCAGCUGUCCGGCAAGCCGUGCGUCACUUACUUUGAAGCCUUGCUGCCCCCACCGGGUCUGACACUGUCUUCCAACCCAACCUCAUCAGCAGUAGCAACAGCGGAGGCCGCUGUAACCCUAACCGCGACAGCAGAGGCAGCAGCGCCGGCAGCAUCGGUAGCCACAGCAGCAUCGGCAGCAACAACUGCUCAUGUGGCGGGCUGCACCCACGUACCCAGUCCGCGCCACGGGGCCCUCUGCAAGGUGCUCCUGUGGCCGCACACGGGCCGCACACACCAGCUGCGCAAGCACAUGGCCUACACCGGAACACCCAU